Molecule: messenger RNA, 8239 nt
Organism: Coregonus sp. 'balchen'
Lineage: Eukaryota; Metazoa; Chordata; Actinopteri; Salmoniformes; Salmonidae
Source: the annotation of a GenBank genome assembly
AUGGCGGCCCCCGGUAAACAUGUAGGGUAUUACAUUUACAAGAAUGGUCGCUUUUUUCUAAGUAAUUUUGAACAAUUCUGGCUUCGGAGGUAAGUUUUACUUUACGCUGGCAUUGCAGUGGCACCUGUUAAUGUAUGGUUGAGUUGUGUGUUUUUGCUCCGGUGACUGACAAGGCAGAUCAUCAUAAUUUGCGUUGUCAGUGACAGGAGGUCACAUAAGUAACUGCUAGCUUGUUGUCAGUACACAACCGAACUAUUUUAAUGAACCUAAUUACAAACAUGUUUAUAUUAUUAAUUUAUGCAUCAUUCAUUUCAGGAACUUUGGAUGGAGUGCAGCAGUUUGUCAACAAAAUGCAUCAACUGAAAGAGGUAACUUUAAAUCAACGAAUGGCACCAAGUAGAAUAAUCUCCAAGAGCCAGACCAGGAUACUGUAUUUCAUAGAUGUUGUUAACUGUGGCGUCCCUCUUUUUCUAACUCUUAUUACAGAGUCUGCAGAGGCAAUUGUCAUUCCCAAAAAGAAAACAUGGUAUGUUGUAUCUAUUUGAAAUCACUCAAGACUGAGUUACCUAUUGUUUGAUAUUGUGAUGAAUAAUAACCAUUCUUGCUCUGACAGGAGCAAAGGGGCUGUGCUGCAGGCUCUUGCAUCCACCGUCAACAGGGUAAGAAGUAUGCAUUGCAUUUCCAUGUAUAUGUUGACAGAAGUAGUAGUAGGCCAUGAUAGCCUAAACAAUGCACAAUCAUCAUUUUCAGGACCCCACUGCACCACAUUACAUGUUCCAGGAUGAUCCUUAUCUUACUCCAAGGACAUCUGCAGAGUUUGUAAGUAAUGGACAGGAGUUUUCUGGAACAGUGCUGCUUCUUUUUAGCCAGUUUGCACUGACGUUUUGUCUUCUUUUCUUGUCCUCUACAGAAAUUAUACUCCCUCUCCCAGGAGUCUGGCAGAAUGGCAGCUAACCACAUUGUCAACAAAAACCCAAAGUUCUUCCAGAAAGACUUUGCUGAACCACAUAUUCCAGUAAGUUUGAUUCUAGUGUGUUGUUUUGAAUGAGGAAAGCUGCACAAUGAUAGAUGGGUAAUAUAGGCUGAUGUGUGUCUGUCCUACAGUGCUUAAUGCCAGAAACCAUGGAGCUGCGUAUUGAGGAGGUGAGUGAGGCAGCGCUACUGGAGCGCAUCAUGCUGAAGAAGGUGAAGGCUGCAGUAGACAUGUACGAUCAGCUGCUACAGGCAGGUAAGUCACCCACAUUUCUAUUAACUGUAAUAUAUUAUUUCUAUUAGAUUGUUAAAUAGCCAUCACUAGCACAUUAGAGGCUGCUGCUGCCUAUUGAAAUCACUGGUCACUUUAAGAAAUUGAACACUAGUCACUUUAAUAAUGUUUACAUAUUUACAUUUACAUUUACAUUUUAGUCAUUUAGCAGACGCUCUUAUCCAGAGCGACUUACAGGAGCAAUUAGGGUUAAGUGCCUUGCUCAAGGGCACAUUUACGUCAUUUAGCAGACGCUCUUAUCCAGAGUGACUCACAAAUUGGUGCAUUCACCCUAUAGCCAGUGGGAUAACCACUUUACAAAUUUUUUGGGGGGGGGGGUAGAAGGAUUACUUUAUCCUAUCCCAGGUAUUCCUUAAAGAGGUGGGGUUUCAAAUGUCUCCGGAAGGUGGUGAGUGACUCCGCUGUCCUGGCGUCGUGAGGGAGCUUGUUCCACCAUUGGGGUGCCAGAGCAGCGAACAGUUUUGACUGGGCUGAGCGGGAACUAUGCUUCCGCAGAGGAAGGGGAGCCAGCAGGCCAGAGGUGGAUGAACGCAAUGCCCUCGUUUGGGUGUAGGGACUGAUCAGAGCCCGAAGGUACAGAGGUGCCGUUCCCCUCACUGCUCCAUAGGCAAGCACCAUGGUCUUGUAACGGAUGCGAGCUUCAACUGGAAGCCAGUGGAGUGUGCGGAGGAGGGGGGUGACGUGAGAGAACUUGGGAAGGUUGAACACCAGACGGGCUGCGGCGUUCUGGAUGAGUUGUAGGGGUUUAAUGGCACAGGCAGGGAGGCCAGCCAACAGCGAGUUGCAGUAAUCCAGACGGGAGAUGACAAGUGCCUGGAUUAGGACCUGUGCCGCUUCCUGUGUAAGGCAGGGUCGUACUCUCCGAAUGUUGUAGAGCAUGAACCUGCAGGAGCGGGUCACCGCCUUGAUGUUAGCGGAGAACGACAGGGUGUUGUCCAGGGUCACGCCAAGGCUCUUCGCACUCUGGGAAGAGGACAAAACGGAGUUGUCAACCGUGAUGGCGAGAUCAUGGAACGGGCAGUCCUUCCCCGGGAGGAAGAGCAGCUCCGUCUUGCCAGGGUUCAGCUUGAGGUGGUGAUCCGUCAUCCAUACUGAUAUGUCUGCCAGACAUGCAGAGAUGUGAUUCGCCACCUGGUUAUCAGAAGGGGGAAAGGAGAAGAUUAGUUGUGUAUUGUCAGCGUAGCAAUGAUAGGAGAGGCCAUGUGAGGAUAUGACAGAGCCAAGUGACUUGGUGUAUAGCGAGAAUAGGAGAGGGCCUAGAACAGAGCCCUGGGGGACACCAGUGGUGAGAGCACGUGGUGCGGAGACAGCUUCUCGCCACGCCACUUGGUAGGAGCGACCGGUCAGGUAGGACGCAAUCCAGGAGUGAGCCGCGCCGGAGAUGCCCAGCUCGGAGAGGGUGGAGAGGAGGAUCUGAUGGUUCACAGUAUCAAAGGCAGCAGACAGGUCUAGAAGGACAAGAGCAGAGGAGAGAGAGUUAGCUUUAGCAGUGCGGAGAGCCUCCGUGACACAGAGAAGAGCAGUCUCAGUUGAAUGACCAGUCCUGAAACCUGACUGGUUUGGAUCAAGAAGGUCAUUCUGAGAGAGAUAGCAAGAGAGUUGGCUAAAGACGGCACGCUCAAUAGUUUUGGAGAGAAAAGAAAGAAGGGAUACUGGUCUGUAGUUGUUGACAUCAGUGUUGGUUUUUUGAGAAGGGGAGCAACUCUCGCUCUCUUGAAGACGGAAGGGACAUGGCCAGCGGUCAAGGAUGAGUUGAUCAGCGAGGUGAGGUAGGGGAGAAGGUCACCGGAGAUGGUCUGGAGAAGAGAGGAGGGGAUGGGGUCAAGUGGGCAGGUUGUUGGGUGGCCUGCAGUCACAAGUCGCAGGAUUACAUAUCUUGCAUUACUCAUCUCAUAUGUAUAUACUGUAUUCUAUUCUAUAAUAUUCUACUGCAUCUUAGUCCAUGACGCUCUGUCAUUGCUCGUCCUUAUAUGUAUAUAUUCUUAAUUCAUUCCUUACUUAGAUUUGUGUGUAUUGGGUAUAUGUUGUGAAAUUGUUAGAUAUGACUUGUUAGAUAUUACUGCACUGUUGGAGCUAGAAGCACAAGCAUUUCGCUACACCCGCAAUAGCAUCUGCUAAACAUGUGUAUGUGACAAAUACAAUUUGAUUUGACAUUGGGGGUGUAUUAUGGGGGGGUUCAAUAACAGACUGUGAUUAGAAAUGUUUGUGUGGUAAGUGUCUUCCUGUUCUCGCUGUACAGGCACCACCGUGUCUACUGAUGCCUCUAAUGACCUGCUGGACCUUAUUUGUCUCUAUGGAGACCGUGACCCUAUGCAAGAUGACAAGCCAGAGACAGAAGAUGUGGUAGGAUAUUAUUUAUGCUGCCUCUACUUGUUUAAACUUUAUAGCUAGUCCUUCUAUCACAGCUUAGUGUUAUUGUUUACCUCUGGACCUCUGUUGGUUUUCCCUCAGGCUCAGGAGGCGCAGGAGGAGGGCCGGAGGAGGAAAGGGAGGCUGCGGAGAGCCUCCGACUUAGUGAGGAUAGUUUGGAGGUGAGUUGUUUGAGUGGCGUUAAGUUUAGAGAGAAAGCGCUGUAAGUAAUGCCUUUAUUGCCAUGCACUAUCCUAUGAACUUAUCAUCUCCUCAUGCAGGGAGAACAACAAUGCAGAGAGGAUCUUUAACCUGCUUCCAGAGCGUGACACACGAGCAUACUCUGCUUUGAUCAGAGGCAUGGUCAAGGUACGUCAGAUGAUGUUGGUUGAAUUUGAAUUGAACAAUGUUCUGUACAGUCGGUUUGUUUCUAAGUUGUUUCUGAUUUAAAUGUGUGUGUGUGUGUGUUAAAUCCCCAGUAUGGUGCUCAUGUGAAGGCAUUCAACGCAUACACUGACAUGCUGAACAACAGACUGAUUGGUGAGUUUAUCUACAAAGACAACAUGCCAUACAAUAAUACAAUACAACUUAUUGUCCAUGUUACAGCGAACAACAGAAUUUGUCUUCUGCUCUCAUUACUCAACUCCCCCAGAGAGAGCGAGAGAGAGCGCGCACACACACACAGACACACACACUCUCGCUCUGUCUGCCAUGAUGGCAUUUACAAUUCUGAUUACUGAUGAUAAUAGUUGCCGUGUGAAUUGGAACAUUUCUUGUCGUUACAUCCUCCAGCGGAUGUCCACACCUUCAAUGCUCUGAUCUCUGCUGCACCAGAGGUCCGGGAGAAGUACAAUGAGAAAUGGGACCUGGUUGUUGUAAGUCUAUAGGAAGCAACUUCUACUGUAGAACCUUUUCCUGUUGUCUAAGGACUGCCCUGCAUGCCCUGUCUGUCUGCCCUGUCUGUCUGCCUGCCUGUCUGCCCUGCCUGUCUGCUCUGUCUGUCUGUUGUUUUUUUGCCCUGCCCUUACAUAUUUUUCUCUGUGUUUCUUUCUUCUCCUUCCUGGGUUCUUAGGACUUGCUAAAGCAGAUGAAUGAGCAGAAGGUGAAGCCCAAUCUGCUGACGUUUAAUGCUGUGCUGAAGGCCCUGCGUCGCUGUGGCUCCUUAGCCAGGGCCCAGUCUCUGCACACGCUCAGUGAGAUGAAGGCUAUGGGCAUUGGUGAGUAGGGAAACGCAUCACUUACCAAUAACACUCCUGAAGGAAAUGAAUGUCAGUACGUGUGAAUUGUAGCAGUGUCCUAACAUAUUAUUUAUUUUAGCACCCAGUUUGGCUUCUUUUGACCAUGUUCUGGGCAUUUUCUACAAAGCAGGUGAAUACCUACAUUUUGUCUUGAUUUCUAUUAUACAGUAUCUUGAUUGGUUUGUGGUGGUAUGUUAGGGAGUGAGUGGCUCCAUGUUUUCUGUUACUCUAAUAUAUUUUGCUCUCUGUCCUGUCUAGCAUCUCCUUCCCAAGGGCAGACUGAUAUCCUACAUGAAGUGAUGACUGAGGUGGCAGGAAGGACCUUCGUUGCUCAGGAUCCAGAUGAUGGUAUGCCUGCAGCAUUUUGAUCUUAAAGACCAAUAGUAGAGGUCCAUAUAUCAAUAACUUCCUUGACCAAGUGAUUCAUGCCAUUUUUAAUGUAGUUUUGACUUUUCCUUUUCCCUCCCAGUAAACUUUUUCUCCAGUGCCAUGAGAAUUGUAAGUAGUCUUGAAUACAUCUAUGUAUGAUUUUGAAUAUUUCAGUAUGUUUGUGGUGACUGUUUAAGACCUGAUGUUGUCUCUGUCCCCAGUGUCUGGAUACCAAGGACAUUGAGGCAGCAUACAGGGUGCAUGACCUGCUCAGUGUGGGAGAGAACUGGAGGCUGCUGGGAGAUUCCUUCCAACAGAGUAUCUAUUAGUGAGUAAACCUUCUAAAAAUGCUUGCAAAUAAACAUAGGAGAGUAGCAUUUCUCCACCUUAUUCCUGGUGGUUUUGCUCCUAUACACUGUCACCUCUGACUUCUUGUUGUUUGUUCAGUGGCAGAUUGUUCAACCUGCUCUGCAUGAUGGAACACAUAGACGUGGUGCUGAAGUGGUACAAAGAACUGAUUCCUUCUGUAAGCACUCAGACAUUGGCAACAUUGACAUUCAAAUUGUAUACAUACUCUCACAUGCAUUCUAAGACUAGUUCUGAACUUCUGUUGUCCAUAGCUCUAUUACCCCAAUCCACAAGGAAUGAGAGAUCUGCUCCAGGCACUGGACACCGAUAACAGAUUGGACAUGAUCCCACAGAUAUGGAAAGGUGGGUUGGAAGUGAAUGUACUGCUAGAUUAAUUAACUAGGUUUCCAUCCAAUUGGCAACAGAUUUUCAUGCGAAUAUUCUAGAAUCCACAUAAAAAAAAUAGGAGCAUCAAGAUCACCGUGCACUUUCACCACCCUGUGAAGUUAAUCAUAAUUUAUUUCAUCUGUAGCCUAAUAAACUGCAUGCUUUCCCGAGUCGUAGUGGGAGGACCACACACCAUAUCAUCGCGUGACUCCAAAUUUACUUCGAUAUUAUGGUUAUUAUAUCAAUAUUUGCGCAUAAAGCCAUUUCUCGCAUCAUUAAUUUUAACUGACACAAAAAGAUCCCACCAGGUUGAAUGAACAAAUGUCUGCAUUUAUAAAAUUACACCGAAACUUCCUGUUUCCAUCACAGCUGUCGUGAUUUUCUUUUAUAUACGAUAUGACUUUACUCGCAUAAGAACUGUGGAUGGAAACGUGGUUAUAGUAGUGGAAUGAAAAAUACUGAACAAUAACCAACAUGUGGAUUGUCUGACAUUAGCAGUUUUUUAGAGAUGUUUGCAUGUAAAGGCCUGUAAUCACCCUCAGCUUUGGUUUACCCCCUACUCCAGACAUCAGACGAAUGGGGCAUGACAACAAGUCCGAUUUAGUGGAUGAGCUGCUGUCACUCAUGGCCAGGGACAAGCACAGCCCUGAGGUGAGGCAUGGAGAGACGGACACCUAGCUAGAAAAUAAAUGACCAUCAUUACACUUAUUUAAUUUUUUACUUAACUGCAUUGUUGGUUAAGGGCUUGUAAGUAAGCAUUUCACUGUAAGGUCUUCGACCUGUUGUAUUCGGCGCAUGUGACAAAUACAAUUUGAUAUGAUUUGAAAUAGUAAUCUACAUUCUGACUGAUCUGUUUGGCUCCAUACAGAUCCAGGAGUCUUUUGCAGUGUGUGCGCUGGAUGUGAGGAGUGUGUAUGAGCAGGGGCAAGGAACCAGGAUGGCUCUGGAGUGGACAGCCACUGCCAUGACCAACAUCACCUCCAUUCUACUGGCAGCCCAGAAGAAGCAGCAGGCAUGGUGAGUAGACCUGGACACACAAGCCAGGGGGUACUUAAGUGGGAGCCAAUUGACGUACGAAACAUCCAGUAUUUUAAUCCUUAUCUUUAUUUUAAUCUAGGGAUAUGUUGAAGCUCUUCAAGACCAAAAACAGAGUUCCAUCGUAAGUGUAUAUUUGACAUAUUGUAUUCACGGUAUGUGAACAUCUUGGGCACCCUAGUUCAGACCCAUCUAUUAACUGUAGUCUGUACUCUUGUAGUGAGGAGCUGAUGGAGGAGUUCCUGGCCAGCAGCAACGACCCUCAGCAAGCCCUGGAGCUGGUACAGAUCUCAGCUAGCUUCUGUCUGCCCACCACCCCCAAACUGGCUGAGAGGGUACUGCAGGAGUUCGAGCUCUCUGAAGAACAAAAGUAUGACAUUCUCUAGUUUUCAUGUGCCAUUAACUCUUUUGGCCACCAGAUAGUCUAAUUUUUAUUCAUGUCCUUGUUCCCUUUCAGGACUAUUCUGUCCGAGCUGGAGGUCUCAACUGAAGUCAGCGAGUGAUGGGAAACUUGUCAUCUGAUGGGAAGUCUAAAUCCUGUAAUCUGUAUUAAACAUUGAUCAUCUACUUGUGUCCGUGGGAAUUGUUCACAUUUAACUACAGCCAAACACCUCUGACACCAAUGCCAGACAAUUCUGAAUGGCCACACUAGAGGUUGAAAUGUAAAAUAUGAAAAUUUAACAGUACAGUUGAUUACUGUAACGUUUGUAGCCAUCUCCAGUACUACAAUCCAUUAAUUGUAAAUGCAGAAGCCAUUAGCUACAGAAUAAAUAUACUGAUUGUGAAAGUCAUGUGAUUAACAAUGUACAAGAGACCACAGAUGAAUAAAUAUAUACCAACUGAACUCGACAGCCACAAUUUAUUGAUAUAUCCAAUAUUAACAGGGAGGAAAUAGCAUGACAAGUGAUUUGAUUCUCCACAACUGGUCAAUAAACCACAAAUAAUUAACAUGAUCAAAUUGAACAAAGCGAGUAACACAUUGUGAGUUGAAACUGUGAACAAGGCUAGUGAGAGACAGGUUACUUUAUAGAGUGGUAUUGGACCAAGUGUCCAGCUAUCAUCUAAACCAGUGGUUCCCAACUCCAGUACCCCCAACAGCCCAAGUGCAGUCCUCGAAUACCCACCAACAGUACAUUUUUAUUGUAGCCCCGGACAAACUCACCCGAUUCGACUUGUCGACUGAUCAUCAAGCCCUCAGUUGAACCAGAUGAGUUUGUCUGGGGUUACAACCAAACAUGUGUGCUGUUCG